AUGCGAUCGUCUGGUGUCCUCGUGUGGGCGCGCAUCGCCGUCGCGCUCGCCUGCGAGGGCGGCGCGAGCGUCCUCGGCGCCGGGCUGGCGAGAUACGACGGCAAAGACUACAGCGACAGCGCGCAGCUUUGCGAUCGUGCAGGCGCCCCGGAUCCGACGUCCCCGUGGAAGAACGCGACCCUUUUCGGGGCCAUCACGCAAGACUUUCCCUUUGCGCACGGGAGCGCGCCGGACGAUGACGCCCUCCACGGCUCGGAGGAAGCCCGCAUACGCUACGGAACGAAUCUCAAAUCGGAAGACGGCCUCUGGGAGGUCCGCCCCUCGCCCGGGAAGGGCCUCGGCGUCUUCGCCCUCCGCAGAAUCCCCGCGGGCACCCGCAUCAUCGACGAGAGCCCGCUCUUCACGAUCGACCCGGGCCGGCUCAUCCGGGGCCAGGGCUUCGCUUUUGCCACCAUCGCCGCGGCCGUCGACGAGGCGUUCGCGGGUCUAGACGCCACGGCGCGCGCCGCGUUCUUCUCAUGUCCGGAGAACCGCGACCCGCACGACGAGGCCGAGGCCGAGUGGAGCCGCGAGGCGCUCAUCUUCCGCACCAACGGGUUCACCAUGGCCGGCGGCGCAGUGGGGAUCUUCCCGCGCAUCGCGAAGCUGAACCACUCGUGCCGGCCCAACGCCGGCUCCGCGUCCGUUGGAGACGGCAGCAGCGGCAGCGGCAGCGGUAAGGGAGACGGAGGCGCGAGGAGGGUCAUCUACGCCGGGCGCGACAUUGCCGCGGGCGAGGAAGUGACAAUCACGUACGCGCCGCUCUUGCAGCCGACGGAGACGCGGAGGGCGCGGCUCGCGCAGUGGGGCUUCACUUGCGACUGCGCGGCGUGCACGGCGCGGGACGACGACGAGCAGAGGGCCGAGAUGAGGCGGCUGAUGGAUAUCAUCAAAGCGGAGCUCGGGCAGGACGACUUCGGCAUGGACGUGCUGCCGGACGCGGAGAGGCUGGCGCGGCUCGUCGAGGAGGUCGGGCUGGUGGACUACCUCGGCCAGGCGUACAAGUACGCGGCGUAUGCGGCGUCGCGCUCCGGGAAGUUCGGGGCGGCGAGGAGGUGGGCGAGGAAGGAGCUGGCGAUACACGAGAUGGCGGACUCCGAGUCGCGCCCCUUUGUACUAGAUCCAAUUGCAGGAACCUCCUCCCCUGCAGCGAUGACGUCAAUAGCGUCCGACUCCGUGGCCACGAUUCUCUGCACUAGCAAGCAGACGCGCUUCAAUAUACAGACCGCAGACCAUCGCGAGCUGGACAUUGACGGCCUCAACAUCACUGUCGCGUCGGCCGGGAAGUCCGGCGCAAAGGCCAAGUCCAAGGCCCGGAGUGACGGCACUGAGAUACUCGUUGACGCCAAGCUGCGCCUAAAGGCCGGCCAGCGGUACGCGCUUAUCGGGAGAAAUGGCUCUGGGAAGUCGACACUCCUCAAGGCCAUCGCCGAAAAGUUGAUCCCAGGUAUCCCCGAGGAGACUCGGGUGUCCCUUCUUCAGCAGACCAACGUCAGCGAUGCCGAUUCAGACACGCGCCCCGGUGAUGGCGUGGCCGACACGGGUGAAUCUAGCCGCGGCCACAGUGUUCUGGAGCAUGUAAUCGAGCAGGCGACUGCCAAGUCAGACGUCGAGCAGGAAAUCAGAGCCUUGUCCGAAGGCAUCAACAGCAGCGACCCGUACGGCCCCGUGCACGCAGUUCGCGCUCUUCGUCACGAUAGAAACCAGAAGCGUCUCUUCCGAGAGGACAAGAACGCGAGGCUGCGCAGCGGAGAUCGGGGUCUAGCGGCCAGAAAAGUGCUCAAAGCAUUUGAAAAGACGGUUGCCGAGUCACAGAAACUGCAGGGUGAGAUUUCAGCCGAGGCUCUCAAAAAUGAGACUCAAGAGGCAUUGGACAUGCUGGCGGAUCUCCAAUUACAGGUCGAGCCCUCCAGAGUGGCCGAGAUCGAGAGCAAAGCUAAGCGUAUCUUGACUGGUCUCGGAUUCUCCGAGGCCUAUAUGUCGAAACCGGUAUCCAGCCUCUCUGGUGGGUGGAGGAUGCGAACAGCGCUAUCCGUAUCGUUGCUCCAAGAGACUGACGUCCUCAUCCUGGACGAGCCUACCAACUUCCUCGAUCUACUGGGCAUCAUCUGGCUUCAGCGCCAUCUCGAAUCCCUCCAAGACGCGGAUGGUGCUCCGACGCUGAUCCUCGUGUCCCAUGAUAGAGACUUCAUCACUCUCUGCACCGACCUUCUCAUACUCAAGGAAAAGGGGCUUACCUACUUCCACGGCGACCUGCCAACUUACGAGGCGUCGCAGUCGGAGCGCAAACUCUGGCUAACCAAGAUGAAGGACGCCCAGGACAAGCAGAAGGCGCAUAUCCAGCAGAGCAUUUCCAACAACAUGAAGGCCGGAAAAGCCAACGACGACCAGAACAAGCUUCGACAAGCCAAGUCCCGUCAAAAGAAACUCGACGAUCGCUGGGGCCUCCAGGUUAGCGCCAAGGGCGGUCGGUUCAAGUUGAACCGCGAUCUCGUCGGCUACCACUUGACGGCCCGUGACGAAAUCGAUGUCCCGCAGGAUGAGCGACCGGUGAGCUUUGCCUUGCCGGAGCCCCCAGAUCUCCGAUUCCCCGGGCCUCUCAUAUCGGUGGAGAACGCGACGUUUCGUUACCCCGUCAAGACAAAGACAAAGACGGCGGCACCGAUUGUGUUACAGGCCAUCAACCUUUCGGUUCAUAUGGGCGACCGUAUUGGCAUCCUUGGUUUGAACGGCGCGGGCAAAUCGACGCUUGUGAAACUUCUCGUAGAAGAGGCGAAGCCCACGACCGGGACGGUGACGACCCAUCCCCGGCUGAAGCUGGGAUACUAUUCUCAGCAUGCAGUCGAAUCUCUGCAAGAAAAAGGCCGGGCCGAUCCCUCCAUGACGGCCUUGUCGUUGCUCACGGAAGAAGUGGCCGGGGAGCUGGAUGAAGGGCAACUUCGCGGCGUCCUCGGCAGCCUCGGCCUGCCUGGCCGGAUUGCUUCCGACGUGCCCCUCGGGAAGUUAUCUGGCGGCCAGCUGGUGCGAUGCGAGCUUGCGCGCCUUCUGUGGCGGAGACCGCACUGUCUCAUUCUCGAUGAGGUGACGACUCAUCUUGACUACGAGACUGUCACGGCCAUACGGGAAUCGCUCCGCGACUGGGAAGGGGCGGUGAUUCUCGUCAGCCACGACCGAUGGUUCAUGCGCGGGGCUGUCGAAGGGUUGGUGGAGGACUCUGACAGCGAGGAGGGGGACGACGAGGAAGAUGCGGUGCCCAGGCGGCGGCUUGUGUAUAAACUGAGGGCGGGGGUGCUCACGCGGUUGGAGGGCGGGGUGACCGAGUUUGAGGAGGGUGUUGCGAAGAGAGUGAACAGGCUGCUCAACAUGUAG
Molecule: messenger RNA, 3408 nt
Organism: Colletotrichum higginsianum IMI 349063
Lineage: Eukaryota; Fungi; Ascomycota; Sordariomycetes; Glomerellales; Glomerellaceae
Product: ABC transporter
Exons: 7
Coding region: 1-3408 (1135 amino acids)
Molecular function (GO): ATP binding; ATP hydrolysis activity; protein binding
Source: RefSeq, a predicted model, not a curated record